Molecule: messenger RNA, 1179 nt
Organism: Colletotrichum aenigma
Lineage: Eukaryota; Fungi; Ascomycota; Sordariomycetes; Glomerellales; Glomerellaceae
Gene: avnA-0
Product: Averantin hydroxylase
Exons: 6
Coding region: 1-1179 (392 amino acids)
Molecular function (GO): oxidoreductase activity, acting on paired donors, with incorporation or reduction of molecular oxygen; monooxygenase activity; heme binding
Source: RefSeq, a predicted model, not a curated record
AUGCCAAAUGAGCUUUCCUUCACGGAGCCACAAGCAUGGAAGGACAUAUAUGGCCACCGCCAAGGGCACCCCCAAUUCCAUAAAGACCCUAUCCACGUCGGAUCCGUGCAGGACAUACCGGGAUCUACAACAUUGACCAUGGCUGAUGAUGCAAACCAUACCCGCCAAAGGCGAGCGCUCUCGCACGCCUUUAGCCAGAAGGCAUUACUGGAGCAAGAGAGCAUCAUCCGCGGCUAUGUAAACCUCUUCGUUGAUAGGCUGAGACCGUUCUCUGACAGCCACACGGCAAUCAAUAUUUGCGACUGGUUCAACUUCACAACGUUCGAUAUCAUAGGUGACAUGGCUUUCGGCGAACCGUUCGGGUGUCUCAAAGACGGUGUCUUCCAUUCAUGGGUAUCCCUCAUCACACAGACCAUCAAGGCUGGGGCGUACGAGCAGGCUACGAGGCGAAUGUUCAAGACCGGAAGUCUUCUGCAGAAGGUGCUUGUUAAUCUCAUUCCAAGUGAUCUCAGAGAGAAAAGGUUCCGCCACUUGGAGCUGAGCAGAGAAAAGUGCCUCAAGCGAAUUGACGAGGGCCUCCGGAGAGAGCACCGAGAUUUUCUAUAUUACAUUCUCCGCCAGAACGAAAAGGGCGGAGUCAGCCAGGACGAGAUCAUCCUCAACAGCGCCCUGUUCAUAGUUGCUGGUUCCGAGACCACAGCUUCUCUUCUCUCGGGCCUAACGAUGUGGCUUAUGCGCACCCCACACGCGUAUAAGAGACUCACGGAAGAGAUACGAUCCAGUUUUGCAUCUGCCGAAGACAUGAAGUUCCUGGAUCUUCAGGAACUUCCCUACAUGAAUGCGUGUAUUGACGAGGCGUUGCGCAUCUUUCCACCUGUGCCGACGGGUCUCACGCGUACUGUGCCGGAGCACGGCGACACCGUUGCCAACCAGUUCCUUCCUGGCGGAACUACGGUAUCUGUAUACAGCUGGGCAGCGACUCACUCGCCCUACAACUUCUCCCGCCCCAAUGACUUCGUUCCGGAGAGAUGGAUAGAGUCUGCUUUUGCUAGUGAGAACAAGGAAUCCAGUCAGCCAUUUUCUCUCGGCCCACGAGGAUGCAUAGGCAGACAUCUGAGCUACCUGGAGCUCAGGCUGAUACUCGCGAAUUUGCUGUGGCACUACGAUAUCCAGCUAUAG